AAUUCCGGCUGCGUGCUCCCUCGGGCGUCAUUGAUCCUCCUAUAGUCAACUGUACGUGGAUCCGAGCUGGGAGUUGCCCACUGUUUCUCUGGUGUUAUCAGUAUCAGGCUUUAGAUGAUGGCGAGCAGGAGGAAGAGCAGAAAACGGAGCUUGGCAGCAUGCCCCACCUUCGCCACUGUCAAGGGCCACUUGGGCCCCGGCAGGAAGGGCGUGGAGGGCCUGUGCGUGAGCAGCCUGCUGGGGGUUCUGAGGUCCCACUUGUGGAUGGUCGGGGACGGGCGUGCGACCCGGCUGCUGCUGGGCCCCCACGUCGUUCCUGCGUCACGCCAGCAUCACCGUGCUCAUUCCCUCUCCUAUUCUUUGUGCUCGUCCUUCACAGAUGGCGGGAGCGAGGAGCUGGCAGACCCCCGCUCGCCCGGUCUAGACCCUCACCUGAGCCACUUUGGCCAAGGUGGAAGCUUAGACGGCGACUGCGUCUUCGAGGUGGACUACUACGCUGCCUUGCCGCCGCCGCCACCACCACCACCGCUCUCCAUGGCCGAGGGCGUCCAGCACAUUCGCAUCAUGGAGGGCGUGACGCGCUCGCUGCCCUCGUCGCCACUGCUCGGCCACCAGGCUCUCGGCGCCCGGCUGCAGGCCGUCAAGAAGCUCACAGCCCCUCUGCGGAAAGCAAAGUUUGUGGCGAGCCCUCGCGUUCCGCAAUCGGAGCUCGGCUCCCCCGACCCUGCUGGGAAUUCCCACCUGGACAGAUUGUGCCCAGGGGAGUCGAGCCAGGAACUGGGCCCCCCUCCCACGGUGGAUGAGGCCGCCAACACAUUGAUGACGCGCCUGGGCUUCCUUCUCGGAGACAAAGCGAGCGAGGGGCCAGCCGGUCCCCACUACAGCAUGGAGGAGCCCGAGGCCAGACAGGGCCAAAACCAGCGCAUCAGCCCAUGCUCCACGCUGACCAGCAGCACAGCGUCGCCCCCCGCGGGCAGCCCCUGCUCUACACUGCCCGCCACCAUGCCAGGCCAGGCGGGCACCAGGGAGUGCGCCUACGGCUCCGUCACCAGUCCCACCUCCACACUGGAGAGCCGGGACAGCGGAAUCAUUGCCACUCUGACCAGCUACUCUGAGAACAUGGACCGCGGCGGCAGCAAGCAUGGCGGCGGCGGCAUGGAGGGCUCGCGUGGCAACCUGAAGCUGUGGCAGUCACAGAAAUCAGGCAUGGACUCCUUCUUGUACCGCGUGGACGAGAACAUGACGGCGUCUACGUACAGCCUCAACAAGAUCCCCGAGCGCAGCCUGGAAAGCAUGUCCUCACACUCGGCCCACUCCAUCCCCCUGUACCUCAUGCCCCGCCCCAACUCAGUGGCUGCCACAAGCUCGGCCCACCUGGAGGACCUGGCCUACCUGGACGAGCAGAGGCACACCCCCUUGCGCACCUCGCUGCGUACGCCCAGACAGAGCACCACCUGCGGGCCGGGCCGCUCGGGCCAGGACCUGAGAGUACGUUUUGCGCCAUACCGACCCCAGGACAUCGCCCUGAAACCGCUGCUCUUCGAGGUGCCGUCCAUCACGGUGGACUCUGUGUUCACGGGCCGCGAGUGGCUCUUCCAGGAGAUCGACGGCCACCUCAACCGCCCCGGCAGCAGCCGCGGCGUGGUGGUUGUCGGCAACAUCGGCUUCGGCAAGACCGCCAUCGUUUCCCGCCUGGUGGCGCUCAGCUGCCACGGCACACGCAUGCGUCAGAUCGCCUCUGACAGCCCGCAAGCCUCACCCAGACAUGGUGAGGGGCUCCCGCUCAGCCAGCCCCAGCCCACGCACGGCACGCUGGGGGGUGGCAGCUGUCCAGGCACCCCUGAGAUGCGGCGGCGUCAGGAAGAGUCCAUGAGGAGACUCGCCUCGCAGGUGGUGGCCUACCAUUACUGCCAGGCAGACAAUGCCUACACCUGCCUGGUGCCCGAGUUUGUGCACAACGUGGCGGCACUGCUGUGUCGCUCUCCUCACCUGGCGGCCUACAGGGAGCAGAUGCUGCGCGAGCCGCACCUGCAGAGCGUGUUGAGCCUGCGCUCCUGCGUCCAAGACCCGCUGGCGUCCUUCAGGAGGGGCGUGCUCGAGCCCUUGGACGCUCUCUACAAAGAGAGGAAGAUCAACUCUGAGGAGGACCUGAUCAUCCUCAUCGACGGGCUGAACGAAGCCGAGUUCCACAAGCCCGAUUACGGCGACACCAUCGUCUCCUUCCUCUGCAAGACCAUCCACAAGUUCCCCCCCUGGCUCAAGCUGGUGGUCACGGCCCGGACCACCUUGCAGGAAAUCACCAACCCGCUGCCGUUCCACCGCAUCUCGCUGGACGGCCUGGAGGAGAACGACGCCAUCGAUCAGGACCUGCACGGCUACAUCCUGCACCGCAUCCACAGCAGCCCGGAGAUCCAGAACAACAUCUCGCUCAACGGCAAGAUGGACAACACCACCUUCGGCAAGCUUAGUGGACACCUGAAGGCCCUCAGCCAGGGCUCCUACCUAUACCUCAAGCUCACCUUUGACCUUAUCGAGAAGGGCUACCUGGUCCUGAAGAGCUCAAGCUACAAGGUGGUUCCAGUCAACCUGGCCGAGGUGUACCUGCUGCAGUGCAACAUGCGCUUCCCCACGCAGUCGUCGUUCGAGCGGGCGCUGCCUCUGCUCAACGUGGCCGUGGCCUCGCUGCACCCGCUCACCGACGAGCAAAUCUACCAGGCCAUCAACGCCGGCUCCCUGCAGGGUACGCUGGAUUGGGAGGACUUCCAGCAGCGUGUAGAUAACCUGUCCGUCUUCCUGGUGAAGAGGCGGGACGGCACCCGCAUGUUUGUCCACCCGUCCUUCCGGGAGUGGUUGAUAUGGCGGGAGGAAGGCGAGAAGACAAAGUUUCUGUGCGAUCCCAGGAGCGGCCACACCCUGCUGGCGUUCUGGUUCUCGCGGCAGGAGAACAAGCUGAACCGGCAGCAGACCAUCGAGCUGGGCCACCACAUCCUUAAAGCACAUAUCUUCAAGGGUCUCAGCAAGAAAGUGGGGGUGUCCUCAUCCAUCUUGCAAGGCCUAUGGGUGUCCUACAGCACGGAGGGUCUGUCGGCUGCUCUCUCGUCACUGAGGAACCUCUACACACCUAACAUUAAGGUGAGUCGUUUGUUGAUGCUAGGCGGGGCCAACGUCAACUACCGCACGGAGGUGCUCAACAACGCCCCCGUGCUGUGCGUCCAUGCCCACCUGGGGUACAUGGACAUGGUGGCCCUGCUGCUGGAGUUUGGCGCCUAUGCCGACGCCCCCUCCGAAAACGGCCUGACGCCUCUUGGCUACGCUGCUGCCGGGGGUCACAUGGCUGCCGUGACGGCACUGUGUCGCAAGAGAGCCAAGGUGGACCACCUGGACAGGAACGGUCAGUGCGCGCUGGUGCACGCAGCCCUCCGGGGCCACAUGGAGGUGGUGAAGUUCCUCAUCCAGUGCGACUGGAGUGGGGGGUCGGCGCAGCACUCGCCGCAGACCCAGCAGCAGGCCACCUUUACCAAGAGCCACGCCGUCCAGCAGGCCCUGGUCGCCGCCGCCAGUAUGGGCUACACGGAGGUCGUGUCCUAUUUGCUGGACCUGCCCGAGAAAGACGAAGAGGAGGUGGAGCGAGCGCAGAUCAACAACUUUGACUCGCUGUGGGGCGAGACAGCUCUGACGGCAGCCUCCGGUCGGGGGAAGCUGGAGGUGUGCCGCCUGCUGCUGGAGCAGGGCGCCGCCGUGGCCCAGUCCAACCGGCGCGGCAUCGUGCCGCUGUUCAGCGCCGUCCGACAGGGUCACUGGCAGAUAGUGGACCUUCUCCUGACGCACGGCGCAGACGUCAACCUGGCGGACAAACAGGGCCGCACGCCGCUCAUGAUGGCCGCCUCGGAGGGACACCUGGGAACGGUUGAGUUUCUGCUCUCGCAAGGAGCCUCCCUGUCUCUGACAGACAAAGAGGGUCUGACGGCGCUCAGCUGGGGCUGCCUGAAGGGUCACCUGACGGUGGUCCGUUGCCUGGUGGAGAGCGGCGCUGCCACCGACCACGCCGACAAGAACGGUCGCACGCCGCUCGACCUCGCCGCCUUCUACGGCGACUCUGACGUGGUCCAGUUCUUGGUGGACCACGGCGCCAUGAUCGAGCACGUGGACUACAGCGGCAUGCGUCCUCUGGACCGGGCCGUGGGUUGCAGGAACACGUCGGUGGUGGUGGCCCUGCUCAAGAAAGGCGCCAAGAUAGGUCCGGCCACGUGGGCCAUGGCCACCUCCAAACCCGACAUCAUGAUCAUCCUGCUCAGCAAGCUCAUCGAGGAGGGUGACUGCUUUUACAAGAAGGGGAAGGUGAAGGAGGCGGCACAGCGCUACCAGUAUGCCCUCAAAAAGUUCCCACGGGAAGGCUUCAGCGAGGACCUCAAGACGUUCAGGGAGCUCAAGGUUGCGCUCUUCCUCAACCAAUCCCGAUGUCGGAGAAAAAUGAACGUGAGACUUUGGAUGGCUGAAGAAUUUGCUACCAAGGCCCUUGAGCUGAAACCCAAAUCCUACGAGGCCUACUACGCCAGGGCCCGGGCCAAGCGUAGCAGCAGGCAGUUUCCUGAAGCCUUGGAGGACCUGAAUGAAGCCUUGAAGCAGUGCCCCAACAACCGAGAGAUCCAGCGGCUGCUGCAGCGUGUGGAGGAGGAGUGUCACCAGCUGAGCCAGGGGGAGCUCCAGCCUCCAGACCUGGAGUUGGAGCCUCCUCCCUCCCCACCUCCCACGCCUCCCCCCGAGGAUGAAGGGUGCCUGUCCCUCUCCAUGCCUCUCCCGCCUCCCCCGGAGCCCCGUCUGGAGGACAUGGAGCCCGUUCAGGAUCUCUUUGAGGACGAGGACUACCUAGAGCAGGAACUGGAGGCCAUGUCCAUGGGUCUGCCCCCACCGGAGUCCCUCAGCAAUCCCUCCAGUCUCCCCAUCAUUCAGAGCCCCCCACUGUCGCCCACACACGCAGACCAGAUCUACCUAGCUGGAGGUUCUCCAAUGGGGCAGCCUUACGAGUACCACCCUACCUCCUCCUCCAUGUCCUCCCCGACCCGCGGGUCUUACCAGACCACGCCGCCCUCCAUCUCGCCCACGCAUCAUAAUUCCCACUAUCGACACAGCCCCCCGCACACCUCCCCGGUGCACCAGCCGUCCUACCGCUUUAGCCCGCCACCAAUGGGGGGUGGCGGGCAGGCGAUGGACCGGCAGAGCCCGCCGCCCUCCCCUCUGCGCCGGGCUGCCCAGUACAGAGCUAGUCCACCGGUGGAGAGCGUUUGUCUUUACAGAUCCCAGUCGGGCUCACCUGUGCGCUACCAGACGGAGCAGCACCCUGGCCGACCCAAAUCCCCCCUGUCUAAGAUGAGCAGCCAGCGCUCCUUCCAGCUUAGCUCACAGCCCUCGCUGUCGUCCCAGCAUCACCAAGCCCAAGGCCUUCGUCUGCAGCCCUCCAUCGCCCAAAUCGUGCGCACAAACCAGCCCAGUAGCGUGAUGGGCAACAGCGGCUACGGGGGGCAGAUGGGCCACUCCAUGGGUAGCCGUUACCCGGGCGGCUCGGUGGACGUGGACAGCCGACUGGUGUACCAGCCCUCGCUGGACGGGCGCUCUAUGUCGCAGGUGCAGGCCAGCCUCAGCUCUGGCGCCCUCUGUCAGCACGGCGGCCGAGGAGGGGUCAUGGAGUCUGUCCUGUUGAAGGACGAGCUACCCCAACGCCCCUCCUCUGCCUACCGCGCCAGCAGCGGGGGUCCGGCGGGCAUCCGUUACAGUCAGACGCCUCAGAUCAGUCGCAGCCAGUCCGCCGCCUACUACCCCGUCUCUGAGCACGUGCUGGAGCUUGCCAAUGCCAUGCCGCCUUGCCAGCUGGGCUCCCCUGAGGUCCCGCAUAUGGUGAGACGCCCCGUCAGUGCCAACACCACCGAGAUAAAGCCACACGUGCCCACCCCCAGGCCCCUCAUCCACUCGCAGAGCGUAGGCCUUCGUUUCUCCCCCUCCAGUAACAACAUUUCCACUGGCUCCACCUCAAAUCUGACGCCAGGCUUCAGGCCAUCCUCCUCCAUCCAGCAGAUGGAGAUUCCCUUGCAGGCCACCUACGAGCACUCCUGCGAUGACAUGUCACCAAUCUCUCCCUCGCAGGGCGGCGGGGUUUUGUAUCAGGGCGAGCCCACCCGAUCACGGAACACCCCCUUUAUGGGCGUCAUAGACAAGACGGCGCGGACUCAGCAGUACCUGCACCAGGCCUCUCGGUCCCGCGCCAUGACGUCCAUGGACUCGGCCAUCAGCCCCACAUCGCCCGGCCAACUGGUCCAGCAGGGGUCCACUUACAGCCCGCCCCCCUCGCUGGGAAACAUUGCCUACUACAACAAGACCAACAACGCACAGAACGGACACCUAUUGGAGGAGGACUACUACCCCCAGACACCACCUCCCUCGCUGGGCAAGCUGGCCAAUGGCUCGCGUGGCACUGGGGAUAUCCUGGAGCGGGUCAGCCAGGUGCCCACCUACCCGGACGUGAAGGUGGCCAGGACUCUGCCUGUGGCGCAGGCCUACCAGGACAACAUGUACCGCCAGCUCUCCCGAGAAUCCCGCACGCAAGGGCCCUCUUCACCCAUCAAACCAAAGAGACCGUUUGUGGAAUCCAACGUGUGACGGCUCAGACUGUGACGAGCAAAAACUCUUAGCAACACGAAGAUGGACUCGACUUGAAAGAAUUCCUGCGAGGGGGAGUACACACACUCUUAAGGGUCUUGGACUUCAACAUGACUGAGUAAUACACCAUGACUUCACCAUCCUGUAACGCCCACGGGCUCGAUUCCAAGUUCUGCACAAUGACCAGUGCACUUUUCCAAAAACUGCACAGUGACAUGGACAACUCCUUUGGACUCGUGGACUCUUAUCUUGCGUGCUCUUAACCAUGGUCGCUACUAGGCUCUAUUCAAUGUAAUACAAUACUAUAUGUUUAAUAAUGUACAUUGCUCGGCAGAAUACAAAAUGACUCAACAACUUCAAUACUAAUAGAGAACAAAUGACCAUAUUUAUAAUUAAAUUAUGUAUUGUACAUAGAAGUCAGAGGAAGCAUCGUUUGAAUCGUAUACCGUUCAUGCUGCCUUGGUGUCCCCGCUGCUGGUCCAAGAAGGGACAGACUUGCUAAAACUCUUCACAGAAGCUCGCAUGUGGAGCAUCAUUUUCCGGAACAUGGUUCAUUGAUUAGCUCUUUGCCGACGGAUUUACACAUUCUACACAGAGCGGGAAGUGCGGGAAUGUGCCAUACAAAAACAACCUGCCCAAGCCGGUUGUUCGCCUUUUAAGCACUUUUAAAGCUCCACUUUUAAACGUCAUUUAAAUUGGGCCCUGGGGACCGGAUGACGUACGUUUGCCCGGGCAGAGGCUCACGGAAAAACAAGCAAAUGCACUCUAGCCCCGCCUUCCUUCCGGUUUCUUUGCAUUUCCAACACAAACGCUUAAAAGGUGCACUUUAUAUUUUUCCGUUUCUUUUACAUUCUAUUUGUCGCAUCAGAGCAGCCAUGUCAGACUAUCAUAGAUGAUAUUUAAGAUGAUCUUUUUAAGACUUACAAAGAUGUAAUGUCUUUCUAGCACAAGUUGUACAGGUACGGUCCAGUUGAAAAUGU
Phyllopteryx taeniolatus (common seadragon) is the source of this 7631-nucleotide messenger RNA. It is a transcript of the gene tanc2b, whose product is annotated as tetratricopeptide repeat, ankyrin repeat and coiled-coil containing 2b. Bases 115 to 6651 code for a protein of 2178 amino acids. The transcript has 26 exons. Gene Ontology annotation, molecular function: protein binding. Gene Ontology annotation, cellular component: dendritic spine. NCBI's taxonomy places the organism in Eukaryota, Metazoa, Chordata, Actinopteri, Syngnathiformes, Syngnathidae. Gene Ontology annotation, biological process: regulation of dendritic spine morphogenesis. The record is from RefSeq and is a predicted model, not a curated record.